ACAAAAAUGAACCGCGUAUUCCCUACCACAGGUACUAGCCAGCCCCCUUGGGGCUGGGCAAGAGAGAUUAUCAUGAACAAAGAAGGAGGAGGAAUUGAGUGAGGAGAGGGGAAGAGACCGGUGAAAGUGUAUGAUUAUGGUGCAAGGGAGAGGAUAGAGCAGGUGUGAGGGAAAGAAGGUCGAGACAGAACAAUAAAUUUAAGCCAAACUUGCAAUAAAGUAUUGUUUGAGAGAGCAAGUGCUUCUCUCUCAAAAAGAGGCCAUAAUGUAUCAACCUCAUCAGUGGGAAAAACAAAUUACUCAAGUGGAAAAGGAGCCUGAAACGAUUCUAGGAGUAAUUACUUAGAUAGCUCAAUUCGUGGCUACACUCAAACAACUCAAUACCCUCCUUCAAGAGAGAAAAAGAAUGAUUAUAGAUCAUUUUUAGAAUCUGAGAAGAACAUGGCAAAUGAUUACCAUCAAAUCUCCGGUGGUAGCCAGUUUGAAGCUUCAUUCACCUCAGAUGAAAGUUUCUCAGGGAUUGACACCUCUUACUUACGAAUCCAAAACAUCUCUUUGCUGUCUCAUAAUGACUCGCUUGGACAAUCUCAGAAGGAUAUUUCAAAUCAAAAAGAGAGACUGAAAGCUAAUCCAGAUAUUUUGAAUCAGCCACAGUCUUGUCAGAACAAACAGACAUCAGCCUUUAUAGAAUUUAAAAAAGAGAAGAAGGAAAAAUGAAAGAGACCAGAUCAAAGAUCUCCCUCAGAAGUAGGCCCAGAUGAAGCAAACGAGGGUAUUGAACUCCUAGUCAAAAACCGUCAGAGAAUGAAUUCCAGUGUGCUCAGAUCCAAUAAUUACAAGAAGCUAUCAAUGUCUUCAUACCAAGAAGGCCAGUCUACAGUUUCUCCAGUGAAUUUUUUAUGUCAGCGUAUUCUUCCCAAGGAUAAGCGUCCUCAAAAUAAGAAUAAUUGAGGGGUUGAAUCCGUUCUACAACCUUCACAGAGACGGCUAGAGAAUUAUCAGAGCUUCUCUCAAAUCAAAAAUUCAAGGAACAAUCCUCGUCCUUCCUUGACAAGGUGAGCUUCCCAAAGAAAAUGAGAGAGUCAAGAGAUCAAAGUUCGUAAUGAAAGCGAGAGGGAGGCUGGCAAAAGAGUUCUAUCAGUGUGAAACUCAUACAAAGCAGGCUUAGAUCAGGUUCCUAAAGAUAUCCCGAGAGGGCCUAGUGCUAGAAUUCCAAGAAAUACUGGACAAAUUCAUGCAAAAUCCAGAAGUAAUUGCCCUCAUAACCGGAAUCGUAUUAACAGACCUUUGGUCUCAAGAUGAAAUUCUCAGGUUGAUAGUAUGAAUGGGACCAAUCGGUCUGUAGGUAGUCGUCAGGACUCAAUGUCCCGUAAAGCCGAUUUCUCAAAAUUAAAAUCAAAGGAAAUAGAUGAUGAUGUUGAAUCAGAGUCUUCCUUUACCUCUACAGAGAGCCAAGUGAGCCUUAACGUUCAUAGAUACGAUGAGCUAAUUAGUUUCAGACAAGACCGUCAGGAAAUUCCUGAAUGAGAUCAGCCACAUGUUGAAGAAUCAAUGAUUAAAGAUAGUAUAUUGAACACCGAAGAUUGUCAAAGUGAAUCCUCGUAUAAAUCUGUAAGUAGCUCUGAUAUUGAUCUUGAGGGUAUCCAUCAAAAAUAUGAUACCUUAAAAUUCAGAAAAAAUGGAUAUCUUUGGAAGAGGUUAAAUGACUUGAGAACUCGAUUUCCUUAA
This is a messenger RNA of Moneuplotes crassus, 1728 nucleotides long. NCBI's taxonomy places the organism in Eukaryota, Ciliophora, Spirotrichea, Euplotida, Euplotidae. The record is from the annotation of a GenBank genome assembly.